GGAUCUGCUUGGGCAUACCUGACGUGUGUCCGCCGUGUUCGGACAGCCCGUCCCUUGAACUUUCCAAGGGAUUUCCCGAAGCAGUUUAUCAAGGUGAAGGCUUGGUGUCUAAGCCUUCAUGUGCUCUUGGAGCGGGAAGGUUAAAGCCAGUCAUCCUUAAUCUUGUGGUAGUUUCUCAAGGGUUAUGCACCUUUGCAGUGAUGGAUUAUAAUGCAAGUAGGGAAGAUUUUCGGUCAUCUUAUGACUAUUCCUACGAAGGAGGUGUACCUACUGACGAUGAAGAGGGCGAUGAAGACUUCUCUUCCCGACCCCAUGUCAGUAGUCAUAGCAGACAGUCUGUGAUUUUUCCGGCGAAAAGACGCCGAAUGGACGACUCUAGCUCUACACAAACUCAUCAAAAUGGGCAGUCUUCCACAAGGAAGCAUUCAACCCAGUUUGAGUCUUGUUUGGGUCACAGUAGAACCAUUGUUCAUGUUGACAUCGACUGUUUUUACGCGCAAGUCGAGAUGAUCCGGCGACCUGAACUGAGAGACGUACCCCUAGGAAUUCAACAGAAACAUAUCGUGGUCACUUGCAAUUAUGUCGCUAGGGAAAGAGGGGUGAAAAAACUUGUUUACAUCAGCGAUGCCAAAAAGACAUGUCCUGAUCUGGUUUUAGUUAACGGGGAAGAUUUGACUAAUUACAGGGAGUUUUCUGGACGGGUCCACUCCUUGCUGUCAGAGAGGUUCACACCCCUGGUAGAAAGAUUAGGGAUGGAUGAGAACUUUUUGGAUGUGACUGAACUUGUGAAAUCACGCGAGUUGGCUUUGCCGUCUGGAAGGAGGGAAUAUGUCGGGGGUUUGUACGCAAGCAGGGUUGAAAAUUGCAAAGAUAAGGACAUUACUGCAUGUCCUUGUGGUUGCCACGAGAGACUAAGAAUUGGAUCACUGAUUGCAGCAGAGAUCAGGCAAGUAAUUCUGCAAGAAGUUGGUCUGACUUGUUGUGCAGGAAUUGCUCACAACAAACUCCUGGCUAAACUUGUAGGUGCAUGGAAAAAACCCAACAAACAGACAACAUUACUUCCAGAGGAUGCAGGGAGCUUGUUGUCAGGACUGAAAGCAAAGGAUAUCCCAGGUAUUGGACACAGCACGGCCAAAAAACUUCAAACAAUUAACAUUUCAUCUGUUACUGACCUACUUUCAUGUCCCAGUCAAGUCUUAGAAAAGGAAUUUGGCCAUUCACUGGCAGAUCUGAUGAUCAAACUCUGCAAUGGGAUUGAUGAGAGCAAAGUUACUCCCUCUCGAGAAUUUAAAACAAUAACAGAUGAGGACUCUUUUAAAUGUUGUUCAACACUAGAGGGUGCAACAAAACGCCUCAGGGGUCUUGUCAAAGGAAUACUUCCAAGAAUUUCUUCCAGUACUACAUUACCUCAAACUGUGAGAGUCUCCAUUCGAAGAAGAGGUGAAAAGUCACAUAAAAGAGAGAGUCGUCAGAGUGCUUUACCGCAAGCAAUUUGUUUUGCUGACGAGGAAAAAGCAGGAGAUCUUCUCUUCGAAGUUUGUGUCUCAUUGUUUAAGAAAGUUGUGGAUGUCAAUAAACCAUUUCACCUGAGUCUUCUGGGAAUUUCAUUAACAAACUUUUACAAACCAUCUAGUGGUCAAGCCAAAGAAAUCUCAAACUUUUUUCAAAAGUCUUGCAGCAAACAUGCAAAUCUGACAUCUGUCACAUCAUGUAAUAGUUUGGAAUCAAAGGGAAAUUAUCUCUUUGAAAGAGAAGACUGGGAAGCUUUGCCCAAGAGCUGUGAAGAUAAAUUAUCUGAUCAAAGAACAAGUAAGGUUGGCACAACCAAAACUAAGGACUGGAAACCAGUGAGGAGCUCUAAAAUAACUAAACAGCAUACCCAGCCAAAGGGAAUAAACGUUGAUGGGGCUACCAAGGAUGUGAGUCAACCAGCUAUCAUUUGCCCCAGCGGCAUAGACCCUGCAGUUUUUGCUGAGUUACCUUUGGAGCUGCAGAAGGAGUUGCAGGCUCAAUGGCCACAGUCAGCCCAGGAAACAGCGAAUACCAAGAGGGUUACUGUAAAGGAGAAAAAAAGUGCUGGAAUUCAAAGAUACUUUACUAGAGAAGGUGUAAACGAUGACUCUGGAACACCUAAAUAAAAGAGGCUUUCUAAUUACACAGAGCUGUAAUAGAAUCCUGUUAAUUCAAGCACAGUUUACUUGAACUCUCCUUUUACUACAAUAAAAUGCUAUUUCCCCUGGA
Molecule: messenger RNA, 2241 nt
Organism: Pocillopora damicornis (cauliflower coral)
Lineage: Eukaryota; Metazoa; Cnidaria; Anthozoa; Scleractinia; Pocilloporidae
Product: DNA polymerase iota
Biological process (GO): translesion synthesis
Molecular function (GO): damaged DNA binding; DNA-directed DNA polymerase activity
Source: RefSeq, a predicted model, not a curated record